AGAUUGUUCUGAAUUCUAACUCCCUGGGAAUUGAAAAUGGCAUCUAAAGGAAAGUCAGCGGAAAUUGAAGAUCCCUCGAGUGCAAAAUCUAAGUCGAAAGCAGAGAAAGAAAAGCUGAAAAAAGAAGAGGAGGAGCGCAAAGCAAGAGAGGAAGAAGAGGAGCGACUGCGUCUGGUCGAGGAGGAGAAAGAGAGGAAGCGGCGGGAGAAACAAGAGCGAGUGGAGAGGGAAAAGAGGGAGAGGGAGUUGGCAAUCCUGAGGCGGGAGGAGUACUCCGAGUUGAGGGAGAAGCUGGCCAACAUCGCCAACGAACUCAUCGCAUAUCAGCACAAAAUAAAGGAGGCGCAGGAGUGGGACAGAUAUGUGCGCUGUGAUGGCACACCCGACCCUACUAUUCUUGGCCAGAUCAACACGUACAUCAAUUUGAACACAGAAGAAGACACCAACAUUGAACUGAAAGAGGCACUCGACAAGAACCAUCUCACUCUUGCUUUAAUUGACGAGCUGUUCUACAAAGUGCGACAGGCGAGUGGGGCUAAUAUGGUGAGAAAUAAGCAGCAGAUAGAGCAGUUCCACAAUACCAUCAUCCAACUGCAGGCACUAGUGUCCGACUACAUAGACAACGCCACCCUCACCACUCUAGAAAAAGCGGUGUACAUGGCUGACAAGGACUCUGGAAAUCUGCAGACUGUGUCGAAAAAUGACGAAGUAACUGUCACAUUAUGGGCUAAUUUGGCGAAGAACGCAAAAAUUCGCUCCUUCAUGUUCGAAGAAGAAGGUGUGGGUUUUGAAAUCCCACGUACUAUGGCCACAAGUGACAUUUCGCUCCGAUUUGUCCUCACCAAGUACGACCAUCAUAGCUACAGAGCCACAAGCAGUCCGGCGAUGAGACGUAGGGUGAAGAUGCCAGAGCUACCUGAGACGGAGGAGCCACCCCAGAACACGGAAGUCGCAGAGGCGCCUGGAACUGAAAGACAGAUGAGUGAGACUGAGAGGUCCACUGCUGCUCCGGACGACCCUGUCAUGGCACUACUAGGCGGCUCUGUGAGUUUUGUGACUUACAAUGUCUGCUGGCUAUGUUAUUACUCUUGCUAUAAGCAAGGGUACUGCAACCGGGUACUAGACAUUUUUUUUCCCGUAAAUAACUUUGUCGACAGGACUCGUCUGGAUUCCUCUCUACCUUGUUUCAUAUUGGAGAAGCUGGCCAACAUCGCCAACGAACUCAUCACAUAUCAGCACAAAAUAAAGGAGGCGCAGGAGUGGGACAGAUAUGUGCGCUGUGAUGGCACACCCGACCCUACUAUUCUUGGCCAGAUCAACACCUACAUCAAUUUGAACACAGAAGAAGACACCAACAUUGAACUGAAAGAGGCACUUGACAAGAACCAUCUCACUCUUGCUUUAAUUGACGAGCUGCUGUUCUACAAAGUGCGACAGGCGAGUGGGGCUAAUAUGGUGAGAAAUAAGCAGCAGAUAGAGCAGUUCCACAAUACCAUCAUCCAACUGCAGGCACUAGUGUCCGACUACAUAGACAACGCCACCCUCACAACUCUAGAAAAAGCGGUGUACAUGGCUGACAAGGACUCUGGAAAUCUGCAGACUGUGUCGAAAAAUGACGAAGUAACUGUCACAUUAUGGGCUAAUUUGGCGAAGAACGCAAAAAUUCGCUCCUUCAUGUUCGAAGAAGAAGGUGUGGGUUUUGAAAUCCCACGUACUAUGGCCACAAGUGACAUUUCGCUCCGAUUUGUCCUCACCAAGUACGACCAUCAUAGCUACAGAGCCACAAGCAGUCCGGCGAUGAGACGUAGGGUGAAGAUGCCAGAGCUACCUGAGACGGAGGAGCCACCCCAGAACACGGAAGUCGCAGAGGCGCCUGGAACUGAAAGACAGAUGAGUGAGACUGAGAGGUCCACUGCUGCUCCGGACGACCCUGUCAUGGCACUACUAGGCGGCUCUCCAGCGCCCAAUGAGCAGGACGAGGCCGCAUUGAACAGUGAAGAAGUUAAUCAAGAUGAAAAUGGUAAAGAGAAACCAGAAGGAGCCAAUGAUGACAAGGAUGAACAGAAUCUGUUGUCGAGGAAGACGAGUGUGUUUGGGGCGUUCUGCUGCUUCCAGGAUGCGUAUGUCAACAUGCCUCUGCAGAAGUGGGAGAUGAGACCGAAGGGUCAGGGGCCGAACAACCUCAUCAUCACCAUCAAAUCCACUGUGGCCGAAAUUGAACUGGAGAUAAAGGAUGACAAGUACAGAUUGAACUUCCACCCAGAGAGGGAGCAGAUGGUGAAGGAGUUGGCACCCAUGUGUGGGGAGUGGAUUGAGCCCCUGGAGUUGGUGGACAGACUGUCCUCCAUUGGACUCAACAUUUUCCCGCAGACAUACUCACACGAGUAGGUCAGCAUAUGCGAAAAGGACCUGGAGUCGGAGCGAUUCGUGUACCAGCAGAUGGCUCUAGUGGCAUCUGGGGUCUCCUUCACCUGGAGCAGAUUGAACGCGGAGGAGAUCCUCACCCAAGACCAAAUUGUGAUACAUGCACAUGAUGAAAUGCAGCCACUCAACGAGUCCGGAGAGGAAGACUGGUGUCUGCUGCUUCUGGGUCGUGAACAGAAGUACAGACUGGCAAUCGAUGAAUUUGCGGAGACCUUCUUCACAGAUGUGGCGCAAGGACAGCAGGUGCACUUCGACAUGAUACACUUGGUGGAGCCAUGGCUGAGUGAGAAAUCAAUGGAGAAAAUAGUACAGUCCAUUCCUGUCUUCAUAGACACAGUAUAACAAAUGCUAAUGGCAACCAAGCUCAUCACUUUCUCCGGAGGAAAAAGUAUAAAGUUUUGAGAACUACAGAAAAUUUAUCUUGUGUAAAAAUAGAUUUUAGAAUUGCAAAUUGUAAAUAAGAGUUUGUACAUAGUUCACGAAAUGUACAUAGAGCUAAAAUUGUAAAUCAUUGAACCAU
This is a messenger RNA of Symsagittifera roscoffensis, 2944 nucleotides long. RefSeq names its product dynein axonemal intermediate chain 7 homolog. NCBI's taxonomy places the organism in Eukaryota, Metazoa, Xenacoelomorpha, Acoela, Convolutidae. The record is from RefSeq and is a predicted model, not a curated record. Gene Ontology annotation, cellular component: axoneme. Gene Ontology annotation, molecular function: beta-tubulin binding; microtubule binding. The transcript is spliced from 19 exons.